This is a messenger RNA of Rotaria sp. Silwood1, 1014 nucleotides long. The record is from the annotation of a GenBank genome assembly. NCBI's taxonomy places the organism in Eukaryota, Metazoa, Rotifera, Eurotatoria, Philodinida, Philodinidae.
AUGGAACUAGAUCCCAAUGCAACAUUUGUUAAUAAUAUAUCAACAAAUCAACGUAUUGAACCAUCACGUUGUGUAGAUUUAAUUGUACUUGGAAUCAAUUAUCGUUCGAAUGAAGAAGAUGUUAGAAAUUAUUUUCAACAAUUUGGUGAACUUGUCUUUUGUGAGAUAAAACGUGAUGCGCAAGGUCAAUCACGUGGAUUUGGUUUUGUUCGUUUUAAAGAUUAUGAAUCACAAUUAAAUGCACUUAAUAAACGCCAUCAUAUUGAUGGACGUACAUGUGACUUAAAAAUUCCGGAUUCAAAGAAUCCUGGUAUGCAUGAACCUGAAUGUGCACGUAAAGUAUUUGUAGCACGUCUUCCAGAAAUUGUUACUGCUGAUGAUCUUAAUCAAUAUUUUAAACGAUUUGGAGAAGUAACUGAUGUUUAUAUUCCUCGACCAUCAAGAAGUUUUGCUUUUGUUACUUUUCUUGAAUCAUCUAUUGUUCCAUCUUUAUACGGUGAUCAUUUCAUUAAUGGAUGUAGUGUACAUGUUGGACCAGCUGAACCAAAAGGCAAACCAAAUGACAGUCAAUUCAAACGAUCAAAAGCAGAUCGUAAUUUUCAUAAUGUUCGUUCAAUUCCACCAGCCAAUACACAUCCUUAUCCAUCUUAUUCUCAAUAUGGUACAGGUAAUAAUAUGAUGUCUGGUGGUGGUAAUACUGGUAAUGCUACAGCUUCAAAUAAUCCAGACCAACAACAACAACAAUUACUUUUACAACAAAUGCUUAAUCCAAAUAUGAUGCAAGCUUUUCUUCAAGCAUUUCAACAGCAGCAACAACAACAACAACAACAGCAGCAGCAGCAGCAGCAACAACAACAAACGAAUAAAUAUGAUGCUAAUAAUUGGGCAACUGGUAUCAAUGAUCAAGCGACGAAUGCAUAUAGUCAUCAUCAUUAUCCGAAUGGUCCAACGAGUGGUAAAUUCAAUGAAUUUAAUAAUGAUCCAUGGGGUUCUCAACAUCACACAUAUCGAUAA